Drosophila navojoa is the source of this 841-nucleotide messenger RNA. RefSeq lists its product as uncharacterized. The record is from RefSeq and is a predicted model, not a curated record. Lineage: Eukaryota; Metazoa; Arthropoda; Insecta; Diptera; Drosophilidae.
CAGAAACAAAAAACACUCUUUUGAUUCAUGAAAUGGAUUCAAAUCGGGAAAGAAGUAAAAUGUUGUUAAAUCCAAGGAGACUAAAGCGUAUGCCAAUUAAUUUGCGGAAGAAAGCAAUAAGAGAGGCACGAAACUUGGCGGGAAUGCAACAGCCCACCAAAAGGCGAAGAAGGCUUAGGAAAUCGGGGUCCACUUCAGCUCGAUUACAAAACGACUUUGAGCGAGCUGAGCAUAAUGCAAUGCUUACAGCAAGCUCACACGAGUUGCAACAGAUUCUGUCAGAGUUCGAGGAAUUGGCGGAUGUGCCCUACGAUGCAACGCCGACUGAACUUUUGGGUCUGAUUGCUCAGGCAGAAAACCGUGCCACAACCAUCUACGUGCAGCGCGACGGCCUUAGCACACUCAAGAUCAUGCUCCAUCAGCGUUCUCCCACUGUUGCCCAACUGAAAAAGGCAAUCGCCACAAUCUCGUGCGCUCAGCUGAAACGAAGACAACGCGAGCGACGUCGGGUGGCAGACGAAGACGACGCCGGCCGUGCCGAAGACGGGAACCGACAACAGGUUGUGGGAUCUGCUGGAGCUAAAGUUUUGCCUCGCUCCAGCGGCGAGUUAGUUAAUUCGGCGCUGCGCAACGGGCAUGAACACCGCGCGUUUGUCUCUUGGCGUUUUCUAUGGCGCUGCUUUGCACUGUUUAACGUGGAUACCAAUCAGCCGAUCGAUGACAACGUUGACAACGGACGCGCGACCCUAACGGCACUGGGCAUUGAGAACGGGGCCAAGCUGAAGUUUGUGCACCGCGUCAAGUAUUUCGGCCGCAAACGGCAGAGCUAAAAACACAUACA